GCCUACGAUAACACCCAAAACUUGAAAAUGGCAACAAUCACAACAGGAAUUUACAGACAUUUAAAGGACAGGACAAGGUCAGUAGGGGAUAAGCUGAAAUUGACAAAACUGGUAUGGAAAUCACACAGGAUAUUUUUACAGAAUAAAGAGCAAGUUCUCAUAGACUUCCUAACUGGUUUGAUUUUCAAUAAGAAAAGGUUCAAAGUAUCGGAGGAAGAUGCCUGUAACAUUUGGAGAACUCUGUGUGAAUUAUUUCAAUCAACUCUAUCGGGAAAAUCGUCAAAAAUUAUUAUCAUCAAACCAUCAAUUUGUCAGGUUAUAAACGACAACAUCCACCAACCGUGUGACUAUCACCAUUAUGUCGUUGAGUGUUGUCUUCAUCUUCUUCAGUCACCGUCGCUAUCUCAUGUUUACAACAAAUAUGAACAGCUGAGUACUUUACUGUGCAAUAUAUUAAAACUUAUAGUGAGAUCUGACAGUGUUGAUGAUAUUGAUGAUUCUCAAUGGAAACUGCUGAUGAUUAUUCUACCUAAAUACCUGCAAGUUCAAAGGUCACAUCCUAACCAGAAAUUGGUUUUUCAGAAUACAACUGAUAAAUUAUUAACCCCGACCUUACUGUUGUGGAAUCAGACAAGACAAACUUCUCAUGAGGACAUUGGUGAUGAAGCCUUGAAAGUUAUAAACACUGCUAUUUUUAACAAGGAUCAUGCCAGUAGUUAUUCUGUAUUUUUACAAAGUAUAAAAUCUGAUAGUGCAGACACUACACAGCCUCCUAAAUAUAUAGAAAAUUUCUUCACUGCUUUAUCUAGUGGACUAAGUAACAAGACUUCACAGACUGGUGUAUCUGUAGAGAGACUAAGAGCAUCAGUACUAAGUUACAUACCAGUGUAUUACACAGGCUUCAUACACAGUAAUAAAAUUACAGAUGGUAGCACAGCAAAAGACAUCUUUGUCUAUAUAUGUAAAUUAUUGGAUGUAGACUUACAAGCAUCAAAAAGCAUAGAGCAAAACAGCAUGGAAUAUAGAGGUCAACAUGAUGUAUUUGAGGUCAUUGGGAGUUUAUUGAAAGCAUCACAUGAUUUAGAUUUGUAUGACAGAUCACAUGACCCAGUAUACAGACAGCUAAUACAGAUUCUGCUUACAUGUGACAGGUCCAGAGGAUAUUUCACAUGCAUUAUCAGUCUUUUAAAACUUAAUCACCUCAUAGUUGAAGCCCAACUGGAAAAAAUACUAUUAAAUAAUGGUUUAGGGGAUAUUCAGGAUAUUGAGAGACUCGACGAGUUAAUGGUAGAAUUGGUUCAGUUGUAUGCCAAACUGAGACAGAUGGAGAAAUUUAUUACUAAAUUAGUGAACGUUAUAACCUCAGGAAGUGUCAAUACACGAGGUUUACUUACUAAAGGAUUCUGUCAUAGACUAGGCUUAGAAGUGGAAAUGUUACCACAAGGAACAGCAGUGGAGAUAUGGCAAAUAUUAGUGCAGAACUUAGAAGAUCACUUCUUGUCUCCUUUAUCAAAAGAUUCAAACUUUCAGUUGACAGAGCAGUUUGAAACUUUUGUGCAGCUUAUGACCUUGUACAUGUCUAAUACCAAGUUAGUAGAUUACACCAUAACUGAUAUCAACAAAAGGAAGGUCAAGGAUCUAAUGGUUACCAUGGCAAAACAGUUAGAAAAGGCAGUUCAUGUAUGCCUUACUUCAAAAUCUAAGGUCAAAGAUUAUCUUUUCCCUGUGAUGCUGUUAAUGAACACCUGGGGAGAUACACACCUGUUGAUGUGUCAGUACACACUACACACACAUAUUAGUAGUGUGGAAUCAUUAGAUUUUCCGUGUACAAUAUCAGCUGUUUACCACUUCCUUACACCUGACAUGGCGGACAAAUUGUGGAAGAUGGCGUCAUCAUCUUACCAACUUCAGUACUUAUGGGAUUUAUUCAUAGUUCAAACUCUAAAGGCCCUAUGGAUUAGCAAUACAAAGAGGAACCAUAUUGUAGAAAUGUGGAAUAUAACAGUGCCUGCUAAUGGUCAGUGUUCAUGGAAUCAACAGGUAGCAGAUAUCAAUGAUAGAAAUUACACAAUUGCCAAGUGGAAAGUUUUUACAGAUAACUUUGCCCUCUAUGCUACUGAUCUGUCUAACAUACAGCUUGAGACCUGUGCUAGUUUUAUCACCAACACUGUGUGUGAGGAGAUUGACUCAAAUGAACACCUAACAUUCAGCAGCAUAACAAAACAUUUUCUUGGAUGCAAUGCUAUAAAAGAACACAAAGGUCUUAUAACAGCUUUGAUUUCUGAUGUCUGGAGCAAGAUGGACCAUUAUAUCAAGCUUAAAUUUAAAAAGAAGUCUUCUUCAGCUGAAUCAUUAAAAGACCUCUUCCCAGUACUUGGAGACAAGGCAUGGCUUCAGAAAGACAAAAGUUUUAUAGAGAAGAUAGAUUUGAAUGUUGCGGUCAAGAAAGCUUUGACUGGUACUGCCCUAAACCUAGAUUUCAUAGAGACAUUUUCUGGACAUCUUCAUAUAUUGUCUUCUUUACCCCUCCCUUUCCUAGAACCACUGGAUCAAGCCAGGUUGUUUGUCGGAUUGAUGGUUGUAUGUUACCAUGGAAACAAUGAACUGAAAAAGAAGUGCUUGCCACUACUUACUUGCCUUGUAGAAUCUUCAUCCAGUAUAUUAAAGAUAGUGGAAUUAAAUAUAUUACUCAGUGCUGUAUUUGGUUUAUAUGUUCAUCAGAACUGUCAGAGUCUAGCAGAGAAUAUUGAAUUCUUCAUAACAACAUUUUUCAAGUCAGUUUGUAAAGAAGGCAUUCUAUUAGAGAGAUUGGAGGACUUUGUUAUACAGAUGAGAAGUGAUAUUGCAAACUUAGAAAAAGAACUUAAGAAAAGUCCAUCAGUGGAAAGGUCACAAGAAGCCAGAUUACAGUUGGUCAGUUUAUUGGUUCAGCAGUUCAAUAUGGUAAUACAAAGACCCUAUGUCAGAGAGGAUAUUUUAUCCCUGAGUAAGAAAUAUGUGAUGGCUUUAUCGGAACCAGUCUUUGAUUUGUUGUGUGCAGUAAGAAAAACAUCAGACAAGGAUCCAGUUAUUCCACCUGUUACCCACAUGUUUUCAGCUCUUGCUCAGCAGAGUGGAAAGCAAGACAAAAAGCUUCUGAAAAAUUCAGAAUUUCUAGUGCAGUGGUCCAUAGACCAGUUACGCUGCAACCAGACCAGCCCUAAAUUGAAUGCUGCAGUCAGAUUUUUAAAGGAAUCAUGUAAACUUAAAGAUACUGUUGUAUUAUCCCUUGAAGUAAAGACAACAAUGUUGGACAGAGCAUUUAUCUUACUGCAGCAAUAUCUACACAACAAAGUAAAGAAUGACCUUGAUAUGAGUACACACGACCUUUGUGAAGAGUUAUUGUCCCUGGUAUCAUCAGUCAUUGUAUCAUGUGACAUACAAGAUUUUAAGGAACUGCUCUGUAAUUUAGAGCAGUCACUGAACAUAGAUAUAUCAGUAACCGAGGCAGACCAGGUAACAGUAUGUAUGUAUAUAUGGUACCAUCUGUUGUCCUGUUGUAUGUCAGAGGAACAAAGCACAUGUUUUAUGCAGUCUAUUCAUAACGUGACAGGAUAUUUAACUAGCAUUGCACAACAGUUAUCUGUCCUAGAAGGAAAAAGCUGUACGGGAAAACUUUUAUGUGAUUUACAACAUCAGAUUAUGGUUAUGUGUCCACUCACCAAACAGAUGAUACUGAACAUCCUAGGAAGUAUUUUAUUAGUACCUGUUACCAUGGAAACAUUUCCAUCCAUGUAUGAAAUACUGAACGAAGCUUUACUGAACCAUGUCAAUACAGUGUUUGACAUAAUACCAGUGUUCUUAAACUGUUCUAAACGUUUACUCUUUUGGUUAAUCAAGGAAGGUGACCAGGAUGUUUUAUCUCAAAAGCCAAAUGUAACAACAGAUUUGAUUGGCUGUAUCCAUAUGAUUGACAGAUUAUUUACGUUAAUAUCAACACACAAAGAAGAGUUUAGUAAAGUAGCAGUAUAUGUUGUAGCCGAUUAUGUUGACCAUGUUCACCAACACACACUACUACCAGUUGUUAAGAAAGCACUGGUUUCAGCAAUAUACAAACUUUUGGAUAUCAGUGACAAGCAUGUACUAGCACAGCUCCACACAGUACUAAACCAGGGAGUCAAGGAGGUGUUUAAAGGACUUUAUAGUGACUAUUCAAACUUCUAUAAGUAUACUGGUCGAGUGUAAUACACAAGAACAUGAUGUAUGAUUGCAUUAUAUUGAAAUGUACACUCAAUAGAUAACAUACUGGUUUACUGUACCUUGUGUUGAAUUAAAUAUUAAUCAUCAAA
Molecule: messenger RNA, 4328 nt
Organism: Mytilus trossulus (common blue mussel)
Lineage: Eukaryota; Metazoa; Mollusca; Bivalvia; Mytilida; Mytilidae
Product: unhealthy ribosome biogenesis protein 2 homolog
Exons: 30
Coding region: 28-4224 (1398 amino acids)
Biological process (GO): ribosome biogenesis
Cellular component (GO): nucleolus
Source: RefSeq, a predicted model, not a curated record